AUGGAUGGUACACAUAUUUUAAUUACCAAUCUAACUAAUAGUAGAGGAAGAUUUAUAAACAGAAAAAGACAUGCAAAUAUAAAUUUUUUUAUACCGACUAACGCAAAUUUUAAAAUAAGAUAUCUUUUUGGCGGCAUAUUUGGAUCAUCACAUGAUUUAACUGUGUUUAAAUUGUCAAAAACUAAAGAAUGGUGUGACAAUAUUUUUAUUGAUACUAAGUUAAAUUAUCAUAUAUUGGGUGAUGCAGCAUAUCCAAAUUUUGAUUAUAUUAAAAAUCAUUUAAAGAUAUACUAA
Hepatospora eriocheir is the source of this 294-nucleotide messenger RNA. The record is from the annotation of a GenBank genome assembly. Lineage: Eukaryota; Fungi; Microsporidia; Hepatosporidae.